AAAAUGAGAGGGAAUUGACAUCGGAAAUCAGUCGAGUGAGCCUCUUCGACAGGACAACAGCAGUGAAGCACUUUGCAUUCCACUGUAUUCCCUAUCGUGUUUUCCGUUUGCAAUCAUGGCUAACUACGGCGUGUCGCUGCUGUUGGCUGUUGUCUCGUUGAUGGCUGGAUCGACCACGGGUGUACCGAUGGCUUCGGGGUACGGCUACACCACUCCGGCGCCGUAUUACACAACAACGUACGCUACACCAAGUUAUACCACCAAAGCACCGGAAUACUACACCGAAGCACCCAAGUACUACACCACCAAGGCUCCUGAGUACUACACCACUACGUAUGCUGCUCCCACUUACUACACCGAGGCGCCCAAGUACUACACAACCAAGGCUGCUGAGUACUACACCACUACUUAUGCUGCUCCAACUUACUACACCGAGGAGCCCAAGUACUACACAACUACUUAUGCUGCUCCCACUUACUACACAGAAGCGCCCAAGUACUACACCACUACGUAUGCUGCUCCCACUUACUACACCGAGGCUCCCAUGUACUACACCACUACCUACGCUACUCCGAGCUAUUACACAGAAGCCCCGAAGUACUACUCUGCUCCAAGCUACACAACCACAGCUGCUCCUUACUACACCACAACUGAAGCGGCCAAGUAUUACGUAGCCCCAAGUUACUACACUGAUGCUGCUCCGUCUUAUUAUGCUGAACCAACUUACUACACCGAAGCUCCUGUCUAUUACACUACAACUUACGCCACUCCAAGCUACUACACCACCAAGGCACCGGAGUACUACACCGAAAAGGCCGAAUACUACACAACAACGUACGCUGCUCCAUCUUACUACACUGAGGCUCCAAAGUAUUAUUCCGCUCCGAGUUAUUACACCGAGGCUCCAGUUUACUACACAACCAAGGCCCCCGAGUAUUACACUACAGCAUCGUACUACACCACAGCAUAUGCUGCUCCAACCUACUACACUGAAGCUCCCAAGUACUACUCAGCCCCUAGCUACUACCAGACUGAGGCUCCUCAAUACUACACCACUAAGGCAUCGGAGUACUACACCACAACCUACGCUGCCCCGUCCUACUACACCGAGGCUCCAGCUUAUUACAGCACCAAAGCUCAAGAAUAUUACACUACCACCUAUGCUGCGCCAACUUACUACACCGAGGCUCCUAAAUAUUACUCAGCUCCGAGUUACUACACCGAACCCCCGAAGUACUACACCACUAAAGCACCCGAAUACUACACCACAACCUACGCUGCCCCAGCUUACUACACCGAAGUUCCAAAGUAUUAUUAGCGAGAAUUGAUUCAACAUAAACUUUGUCUUGAAAUUUUAUUCUAUUCGUAGCUCAACAACGGGUGAAUUAUAGUUUAUCGAUAGUUUUCAGUGUUGAUUCAUUUACUAGUCAUUGUAAGUGGUUAUCUAUUCAUGAGAGCAAUAAAUAAUUAUUUAGUUAAC
Daphnia pulicaria is the source of this 1480-nucleotide messenger RNA. Its product is annotated as extensin-2-like. The record is from RefSeq and is a predicted model, not a curated record. The transcript has 4 exons. Lineage: Eukaryota; Metazoa; Arthropoda; Branchiopoda; Diplostraca; Daphniidae. The coding region runs from base 116 to 1318 and encodes 400 amino acids.